Messenger RNA from Arabidopsis arenosa, 848 nucleotides. NCBI's taxonomy places the organism in Eukaryota, Viridiplantae, Streptophyta, Magnoliopsida, Brassicales, Brassicaceae. The record is from the annotation of a GenBank genome assembly.
GUUUUUCGCCAGAAAAUCAUCAAAGCACAAUGACACCAGACCGAACAACUAUCCCCAUCCAUACCAGUCCCGUGCCCCGAGCCCAACCCAUGAAGCGUCACCAUUCGGCUAGCUACUACGCUCACCGUGUCAGAGAAAGCCUCUCAACCCGGAUAUCGAAAUUCAUCUGUGCAAUGUUUCUCUUGGUUUUGUUCUUUGUAGGCGUCAUUGCUUUCAUACUUUGGCUCAGUUUACGCCCUCAUCGACCUCGGUUCCAUAUCCAAGACUUCGUGGUACAAGGUCUAGACCAACCUACCGGAGUCGAAAACGCAAGAAUUGCUUUCAAUGUAACUAUACUUAACCCUAACCAACAUAUGGGUGUUUACUUUGAUUCCAUGGACGGUUUCAUUUACUACAAAGAUCAACGGGUCGGGUCGAUCCCGUUGCUAAACCCGUUUUUCCAGAAGCCGACUAACACAACAAUUGUGACCGGGACGCUUACUGGAGCUUCCUUAACAGUAAACAGUAACCGUUGGACCGAGUUUACUAAUGAUCGGGCUCAAGGAACCGUGGGGUUUAGGCUAGAUAUAGUUUCAAAUAUUCGGUUUAAACUCCAUAGGUGGAUCAGUAAGCGCCAUAGGAUGCAUGCUAAUUGCGAUAUCGUGGUUGGACGAGACGGGUUGAUCUUGCCCAAGUUUAACCAUAAACGGUGUCCAGUCUACUUCACUUAGAUUGAUUAAUUCAUUGGUUUGUUGUUUGCUGUUUUCUCUUUUGUAUUUUACUUUUCCUUUUGAAUGAUUUUGCUUUCUUUACGUUUUGUAACUUGGAAUUGGGAGUUUGGUUUUUCUCAUUAAAUGUAUGAUCUUUGA